Messenger RNA from Thamnophis sirtalis, 1641 nucleotides. Its product is annotated as beta-galactoside alpha-2,6-sialyltransferase 1. Gene Ontology annotation, biological process: sialylation. Gene Ontology annotation, cellular component: Golgi apparatus. Gene Ontology annotation, molecular function: beta-galactoside alpha-2,6-sialyltransferase activity. The record is from RefSeq and is a predicted model, not a curated record. NCBI's taxonomy places the organism in Eukaryota, Metazoa, Chordata, Lepidosauria, Squamata, Natricidae.
CUAGCCUGGUAAUGAAACAUUCAGAAACCAGCCCACAAGGUCGGACUAUGAACCUUCAGCCUCAUCUAUAGAUUCUGCCUGUUCCUGGUAGAAGAGGGGAUCCAACUGACAUCCAGGGUGAGAGAGGAGUAGCUGGCUCUCAGUGGCGCCACUUGUCUCCUGAUAGUGUACCUCCUUGUGACCCAGAAAACGUUCCCUCUGGACACAUUGCAGUUCAGAGCCACUAAGGAGAGAUGCUGAUACGGAGAAGGUCUGGGGAUACGUUAUGGUGUGUACGACCACCUUGGAGGUGGGGGACAAACUGCGUUUGGCUGAGUUUUGCUGUGCUAUGUUUGACAAUGCUGAGCUUAGUUUGUCUACAGGCAGGGCUAAUGCUACAUUUGGGCUCCCGUGACCCAGGAGUGCCCACCAAGUUUAUAAGAACAAUCUUCCAGGACAUCCAAAGUUCAUCAGAGAGAAACAAAACUCUGAAGCUCCCCUCAGCUGCUAGAUCUGUCAACCGGAACUUAGAAAUUACAACACAGACUCUGACAGAAGAUUCCUUCUUCUCCAGAAUCAAGAAGUUCUGGCAACGUCUUGAAAAGAUGCUUACUGGAUUUCAACAAUUCAGAGAAACUCAUUCCCCAAUCCGAGAACAUCCCUUACCAUGGCUUGCAUGGAACAAAAAGCUUUCAUCUCAAGUACUGAGCCCUGGUCUUCGUCAGAUCUUCCAGAACUAUCGAUCAAUGAACAAGUAUAAGGUGCCCUCAGGUGCUGGGCAGCGCCUAGGCAAUCCACACCUAACUGGGAUGGACCUCAUGUGCCAGCUCAAAAGCCGUGUGACUGUGUCUACUGUGUUGGGUGAUGAAGGACCCUUUGCAGAACCAGUGUGGAGGGCUAUGCUGCCUCAGAGGAGUUUGGCAGAAGAGUUUGGUCACCUGAAGACAUGUGCAGUUGUGAGCUCAGCUGGCUCCAUGUUGGGGUCAGGAUUGGGUAAUGAGAUUGAUUCCCAUCAUGCUGUCCUUCGUUUCAAUGGAGCCCCAACUGCUGGCUAUGAACAUGAUGUGGGCACAAAAACAACACUCCGCCUUGUGAAUUCCCAGCUGAUGGUUUCUCCAAAUCACAAUUUUCUAGAUGAACAACUCUAUGCCGAGGGAACUCUGGUCGCAUGGGAUCCAGCCCCUUACCCUGGGGACCUAGAAGAGUGGUACAAGUCUCCUGAUUAUCCCCUCUUUGAACCCUUCCGUACCUUGCGGACCAAAAGACCUUGGCAGCUCUUCCAUCUAUUGCACCCACGGCUACAGUGGGAGAUCUGGGAGCUGGUGCAGGAAGGGGCAGAUGAGCAGGUGCAGCGCAACCCUCCAUCUUCAGGCAUGCUGGGAAUAGUGCUAAUGAUGUCCUUAUGCAAACUUGUCCAUGUGUAUGAAUUCCUACCAUCUCAACGGCAAACCCAUCUGUGCCACUAUUACCAGCAUUUCUCUGAUGCUGCCUGCACCCUGGGUGCUUACCAUCCCUUGCUCUUUGAGAAGAACUUGGUGAGGCGCAUGAACCGUGGCACACUGGCUGACUUGGCAGAAAAGGGCCGUGUAACGCUGCCAGGCUUCCAAGUCCUGAAUUGCUCCCCACAAGGCAAAAAAUCUGAACAGGGUCUGAAGUAAGGUG